Molecule: messenger RNA, 1257 nt
Organism: Alternaria atra
Lineage: Eukaryota; Fungi; Ascomycota; Dothideomycetes; Pleosporales; Pleosporaceae
Exons: 2
Coding region: 1-1257 (418 amino acids)
Source: RefSeq, a predicted model, not a curated record
AUGGCUCGUAACAGCAAGCGGAAGAAUGUACCUCCAGCGAGUAGUGAGAGCAGCAAACCUGCCAAACGUCAGCGUAAACUAUCCCAAAUCUUCGAGCAAGGUAUCAAUCCUGCACCUCCCACACCUCCGUCAACGGUCAGGCGCCUAAACCGCUCGCGAGUACCGACUCCGCAGCGUAAUCACGAUAUUCCGAGCCCAGUUUUCGAACCUGAGGCGCCGAGCCAGCUCACCACCGACACCGCUGAUAUACUUGGGGAGGAUGAAGACGAGGAGGUAUUUGACACGACGGCGGACGAUGAGGAUAGACCCGUAGAGUUUGCUUUGCGAGCUGCUACUGCUAAAGAAGAUAAGGGAGUUAGCGAGCGAGCUGCUGGCGGUGCUGGAGACUCACCAGGUGUUGCUGUCGCUGCCUCAGCGGCUCAAUCGAGUCAGCGGCAGCGCCUGGAGUCACAGAAUGAAGAAGUUGACGAGGAGCCACACCUGCACUUUCGAUACCGCGCGUUCUGGGGGUCAGUAGAGAAGAAUGCGAUAGCUUCAGCUUCUGACUCUAGGCGUAAUAAACCUAUGUACACAGUCAGCGAGGAUAAGGUGUGGCGAUGGGCGGAUAGUGUAAUAGAGUCGCAGAAGCCACGCGUUAGCAAAAUUGAGAGCUUAACAGCGACGCUGUACUAUACUAGCGGCAGCCGCCAAGCCAAAGCCGAUAGGUGUACUAUUGCGCUGCAGCGUAGUCGACGUGUAGCUGGUGAGGGAUUUACUGUCGGUAACUGGUUGGACUUUGAGGACGAGGUUGUAGAAAUGAACAAGGAGAGCGCUCAGCUAAUGACGUGCGACUUUGAUUUGGUGUUGAGGGACGAGCUGCCGGCAUUACAGCCAGCAUCGCAGCUGGCUCGUAGUGGUGGUGUUGCUCGCUCGCGACCUGGCAUCGUUACGGCUAUACAAGAGGAUGGACUCGCUGCUGUCGUUACUGCUGAAAGGUGUGCAAGUGGCCGGCGUCCUCUACCUGGUCGCCAAAUCGAUCGCCCGGAAGAGCACUACAAGGUCAAUGGCAACACCAUCGCGAUCUGGGCGACCGCUGUGGCCCGAGAAGAGUGCACGAUUCAAGAGCCAUCUGAUGAGAUUCACCUCUCUCUCAUGAUGGCAAAAGACCGUUCUGAAAGCGAGAAGAGGCGCCGGCGGCGGAAGGUGUCACCAACUUCUUCAAACUCUAGCAUCGAAGGUCUCACAAAGCUAUCCUCGCUGAUCAUCUCGCUCAAAUGA